Messenger RNA from Arachis stenosperma, 954 nucleotides. Its product is annotated as protein MAIN-LIKE 1-like. The coding region runs from base 1 to 954 and encodes 317 amino acids. Gene Ontology annotation, biological process: meristem maintenance; meristem development. The record is from RefSeq and is a predicted model, not a curated record. The transcript has 4 exons. NCBI's taxonomy places the organism in Eukaryota, Viridiplantae, Streptophyta, Magnoliopsida, Fabales, Fabaceae.
AUGGGGGACGAUCCGGGGAGGCUUUAUCGUUUGGAUGGAGUUGCUCAUAUCGCCGGGGUGAUCAACGACGAGCUUCGUCGUUGCAUAUUCAGCGUUAGGCGGCAGCAGGGGAUGCGUCUUGAUGAGAGGUACGUUCCGUACUUGCAGAUGGCCGGAUUGUACCAUCUUGCGAGACUGAACGACAGACGGUUCCGACUAGACGAGCCCCUAGUCAGCGCAUUCGUCGAGAGGUGGCGGCCUGAGAUGCACACCUUCCACAUGCCGUUCGGAGAGUGCACCAUCACGUUUCAGGACGUCGCAUACCAUCUGGGGUUGCCAGUGGACGAACAUUACGUCAGUGGUUGCCUGGCAGACUUCCACCUGUACAUUGAGGGUGGGAGGCCAGCUUGGCAGUGGUUCCAUGAGUUGCUCGGUGUUUUACCUCCCGAGAACCAGGUUCAGAAAUUCGCAGUCAACUGCACCUGGUUCCAGGAGACCUUUGGAGAGUGUCCCGACGGGGCUGAUGAGGAGACAGUUAGGCGCUUUGCCCGUGCCUAUAUCAUGAUGUUAUUGGGCACGCAGCUGUUUGCCGACAAAUCCGGCAAUCGUAUACACAUCAGAUGGCUACCCUAUGUUGCUCGGCUUGAGGAGAUAGCUGACUACAGUUGGGGGUCGGCGGCACUAGCAUGGUUGUACCGAUGGUCUGGUUACAAUCUUGGGAUUAGCAACAAGGAACCUCAGGUACAGAUGGCUCGCCUGAAGAUCGACUUGUUACAGCCUCGAGAUUUCAUAUGGAUGCCCUAUAACGCACUCGACGUCAUCCAGGUUGUCCAUCCAGAGGUCUUGGAGCCGCGGCAUACGAUGUUAUGGCGGUGUGUGACGUCCCUGAUUUAUUUUGCGGUGGUCGAGUGGCAUCAAGUUGAUAGAGUUUUACCGCAGUUUGGCGGCAUUCAGCCCCACCGCAUCCCGCCCUGA